Messenger RNA from Phaeodactylum tricornutum CCAP 1055/1, 1144 nucleotides. It is a transcript of the gene DRR1, whose product is annotated as diatom response regulator 1. The transcript has a single exon. The coding region runs from base 185 to 1144 and encodes 319 amino acids. Lineage: Eukaryota; Bacillariophyta; Bacillariophyceae; Surirellales; Neidiaceae. Gene Ontology annotation, molecular function: DNA-binding transcription activator activity; transcription cis-regulatory region binding; phosphorelay response regulator activity. Gene Ontology annotation, biological process: phosphorelay signal transduction system; regulation of DNA-templated transcription. Gene Ontology annotation, cellular component: protein-DNA complex; cytosol. The record is from RefSeq and is a predicted model, not a curated record.
GAGUUGUUCUCCCCGUAGCAGCAUUGUGGUCCGAUUCGGUCGUCUCUCAAUAACAACGUUUGGUGCCAACCACAUUGGCGUGGUGUCGUCACAAUCUAGACGAGCUCUGCACAAACGAACGAACUUGCUAAUUGCGGGAGGAGGGAACGACUAGAUUGUGCCGUACCGUACCGUACCGAACCGAAUGAUUGCCUUCUACCAUCGCUACCGUACGCCGCUGCGAAGGCUGAGACUCUGGUGUGUGUGUCUGACGUAUUUAGUAAGUCUGCAUUCCACCAAUGCUUUGAUCGCGAAAAGCUGCGGUUCACGCCAAAUCACCGGCACGUGGGGCUACGCUCACUGGGCCCGUUACGGAGCGCUCCGGGUCAAAACCUUCGACCCCGCCGACAACGAAACGGAACACGACCGGCGACUCCAAGAUCACACUUUCCAGGCACGGAAUCGCUGUUGGAUUGUACUCGUCGACGACGAAGAGUCUAUUCGUGCGUCCGUGGGACAGUUCCUCUUCGACCAAGGCUAUCAGGUCACCGCCUGUGCCGACGCCGACGCCGUUUUGCAGGUCUGUGCGGAACCCCAACGUCCCGGCCAAUUGCCCCGACUGCCGGACGCCAUUGUUAGUGACGUGCGGAUGCCGGGAAAGGACGGUAUUGAACUGCUCGGUAUUAUACGAAACAGCCAACGCCUCGAACGCGUUCCUGUUAUCCUAUUGACGGCGAAAGCGAUGACCCAAGAUCGUGUACUGGGAUACCGGGCCGGUGCGGACGUAUACCUGCCGAAGCCGUUCAAUCCCGACGAGCUACUUAGUAUACUGGAUAACACCAUUCAAAGAAAACAGCAAAUGACGGGAACAAACGGUAGUUUGUUGGACUUGAAAGAGGAAAUGUCCAAUAUCAAGGAGCUCAUGAAACAGAAUGGGAAAAAUGUGGUGAAAAAGACGACCGUCUAUUUGACGCCAACGGAGCGAAAGGUACUCGGCUACCUAUCGCAAGGGUACACAAACGCAGAAAUUGCCGACGCCCGUGGGGUCAAUGUUCAAGGAGUUAUCCGGAUGAUACAAAAAAUGUACAGCGAGACCGGAACACGGAAUCGAACCGAGCUCGUCCGGUGGGCCAUGCAAACCGGUUACGUCUCGCAAAAGCGAUGA